Molecule: messenger RNA, 1677 nt
Organism: Fusarium redolens
Lineage: Eukaryota; Fungi; Ascomycota; Sordariomycetes; Hypocreales; Nectriaceae
Exons: 9
Coding region: 1-1677 (558 amino acids)
Source: RefSeq, a predicted model, not a curated record
AUGAGUGAAAAGGCGACCGUAGACGCAACGCCUCUCUUACGAGGACAGCUUCAACAACGACCACGAAAGUCCCAUUGUUCCACCGUGCUGGGCCUCUUGGCAGCUGUUUGUCUUAUCACAUUCUUCCACCAUCGACCUCAUCCACACCCAGUGAAUAUUGAGGGUCCAGCAGAGAAGCCAUGGACUUGGAGCGAUGUCAAGCCAAGCCGAGCACUCCAUUGGGAGCCGUGUUACGAAAAGUUUGAGUGUGCAAGACUUGACGUCCCAAUGGACUGGCUUGAGCCCUCUGACCAUAAGAGAGUUGUUCUUGGUGUUAUCAAGCUACCAGCCAAGACAAAAGACAACCCUGUUUCUCCGCUCUUUGUGAAUCCUGGAGGACCUGGUGGAUCGGGAGUUUCCUUUGUAAGAAAAGAGGGACAUGUCCUACAAGCAGCUGUUGGUGACAACCAUGACAUUAUCAGCUUCGAUCCCCGUGGAGUCGGCGUCUCUACGCCUCGAGUUGAGUGCUGGGGCUCUUCUCAAAAGAGAAAGCUAUGGAGUCUCCAAGACACACCCGUUGCCGAUGAACACCCUGGUCUCAUUUACGAUGCCUAUGCCCGAGCAUCUGCCUACUCCGGAACUUGUGAGCAGGCCAUGGAGGAGACUGGUCUGAUGGAAUUCCUUGGCAGUGCAUCCAUUGCUCGAGACAUGCUCGAGAUUCUUGACAAGACAGGCCACGAGAAGCUACGAUACUGGGGAUUCAGCUAUGGCACUGUUCUUGGUGGUGUUUUCGCUGGACUUUACCCUGAGCGUGUCGAGAGACUGGUCAGCGACGGAAAUGUUGACUACCACGACUGGUUCAACUUGGACCACGGUAACUUUGUCUCCGACACAGAUAUGAUCUUCGAUGGCUUCGAUAAAGCCUGCCAUAAAUCCGGGCCUCUCAAAUGUGCUUUUUAUGCUGACUCACCAAAAGCCAUCGAGGAACGUCGAAGCAACCUCCUCACACAUCUCAAGACAUCACCUGUUCUCGUUCCAGCUUGGACUCACGAUUCCGGCCCUGAACUACCUCUCCUGAUCACCUACUCCCAUCUCCAACGCCUUAUCCAAACUUCCAUUUAUGCUCCCCUGAAGAAGUUCCCUCAACUGGCUCGUGUGUUCGCUUCUUUAGAAGAGGGCGACGGAAUUCCCUAUUAUGAGAUGGUGAUUGAGGGUAGAAAUAAGAGCCUCAACGGAGAUAUGUGUGAACUUGGAGAAACUCCUACAACUAUGCCCCUUGAGACCUCUAUGGAGCUCGACGCUUUCCCUGCUAUUAUGUGUCUGGACUCAAGGCCUGUGACAGAAACACCGCAGGAGAUUGCAGACUAUUUUGACAGAAUUACACACAAGAGUCGUUGGGCGGGAGCAGUCAACUCCAAUUUCCAUACUGCACAUCCAAUUCUCUACAUCGGCAAUAUGGCUGAUAAUGUGACGCCUUUACAGAGUGCGUUUAACAACUCUGUCAAGUUUCCCAGCUCAGUUGUUCUCAAGCAGAACUCCUACGGUAAGGGCACAUUGCCCCCUGCUGGUGCCGAGUGUGAUCCCGAUUAUGAUCUCUUCGAGAUGCCUGGGUUGGAAGAGGACGUGACUGGUUUGGAUGAGCUCAGCUCGAUUGCGCUCAAGUUGUCGAGAGAAGUUGAGCUGCCCAAGGCCUUCUGA